AUGUCUACAACAUCGUUCUCUCUUGUACUUCUUCUUGUUAUUUUUGCCUGUUUUGUGGCUGUUGAUGCUCAAUGGGGAUAUGGAUAUGGAAGUGAGUUGAUGUUCUGAAUUUGAGCAAUUUUCUUAUUGAUUGUUUUCAGGACCUUAUGGUGGUUAUGGUGGAUACGGACGUGGAUAUGGAUACGGUAGACCAUGGGGAAGACCAUUCUAUGGAGGAUAUAGACCAUACGGUGGAUAUGGAUGGGGAAAAUAA
This is a messenger RNA of Caenorhabditis angaria, 253 nucleotides long. NCBI's taxonomy places the organism in Eukaryota, Metazoa, Nematoda, Chromadorea, Rhabditida, Rhabditidae. The record is from the annotation of a GenBank genome assembly.